Annulohypoxylon maeteangense is the source of this 1734-nucleotide messenger RNA. RefSeq names its product PLC-like phosphodiesterase. The coding region runs from base 130 to 1320 and encodes 396 amino acids. Gene Ontology annotation, biological process: lipid metabolic process. NCBI's taxonomy places the organism in Eukaryota, Fungi, Ascomycota, Sordariomycetes, Xylariales, Hypoxylaceae. The transcript has a single exon. Gene Ontology annotation, molecular function: phosphoric diester hydrolase activity. The record is from RefSeq and is a predicted model, not a curated record.
GUAGACAACGCCCCACGAUCGCUCCUGCGCCCCUUUGGACAGCUGUCGCGAUAUAAUUAUAACAAAGCUUUACUCUCUUUCAAUAGCAGGCACCUUGAAGUUCUGCGCAACGCGUCUAAUUCUCUAAAAAUGCGCGGCUCCUCCAUCUUCCGCUACUUAGCGGCCUCCGCGUCCAUCGCCGCCACCGCCUCCGCCGGGAACACAAACUCGCUUGCCCAAUUUGCGCUGCAGAAGGUCCUGCAGGACGGCCGCGAAGUAUUCGGCGAUUACGCCGCUGCACAUCCUUCGGAAAAGAGGUACACGGAUUGGAUGGCCGCACUGCCGGACUCGACGCUCCUCUCGCAUAUUAAUAUCCCCGGGACCCACGACGCCGCGACCUGGAAUUACACACAAGAUACGCAGGACGCGCUCACCUACGCUACCCGCUGCGAUGGCACGACUGCGAACCCUGCGGUUGUGUAUCGCUGUCAACGGGAGAGCAUUGCGCAGGCUUUGGAUAAGGGCGUUAGGUUCUUCGAUCUGAGGUUUGCGGCGGAUCCGCUGGGCAAGAGACUCGUGUUUUGGCACUCCGCGGCGCUGAUGAGUGCGCGUGCCAGCGUUGAGGAUGUGCUUUUUGGGGUGUGGGAUUGGCUUGCGCUGCAUGGUGGGGAGACGGUGUUGUUGAGUUUUCAGCAUGAGAUUGGGACUGUUGCGAAUGCGAGCUUCGAUGCGGAGGUUCAGCGGAUGAUGAAGGAUGCGCUGACGGGAAAUGGGAAGGACGGGCUGCUUUGGCAGGGGAGGGGGUAUGUGCCCACGCUUGGGGAGACGAGGGGGAAGGUUGUGCUGGUUAAGAGGUUUGAUAUGGAUGGUGAUGAUGUUGGGGAUGGGGUGUUGCCCGGGUUGCAUAUGGGCCCGGCGAAGUGGAUUGAUAAUGAUCCGUCUGGGUUCGCGCUCGUGUUUAAUGCGUCGACUAAUGCGACGGCGUUUAUUGAGGAUUACUACGAGCCGGAUGUUCUGGGCGAGAAUUCGACUGUGGUUAGUAAUAUCGAUGCGAAGAUGGCGGCUGUUGAGGCGCAUUUUAAGAAGGCGGUUGCGGAGGAGGAGAGGGAUAGCUUGUUUAUUACGUUUACGUCGGCUGAACACAAUUCUAAUACCCCGUCUGUGGUCCCUGAGACUAUGGCGCUGGGGAAUGGGACGGAGGUCACGCCUGAUGGGGGUGUGAAUCACCAGUUGGUGGAUGUGUUGAAGGGGUUGAAGGGGCAGAGGUUGGGGGUUGUGGUGUUGGAUUUCUUCGAUGAGCCGGAGGACUUGGUUGCGCUUGUUUUGGGCCAGCAGGUUUGAGGCGGGUUAUGAUAUAUAAUAUAUAGACUUCAUAAUGAGAGUCGAGGUGGAUUAGUUGGGUACAGAUCAUGUUUUGUUCUGUAUUUGGUUAACACUACUAUUUCUGACAGAUUGUCUUCAGUUGGAUAGACCUUGGUUUUUGUGCUAGUCUUUAUAACGGUUCACUGCGAUUUCUAGGUAGUUUAUAUGUUGGACGGAUGGCUAAGAUUUAUCACGAGAUGAUAUCUAGGAGGUGAACGUGAAGGUAAUUAUGUCAUACUGGUAGGCUGUCUAUAACAGCUAUCUUGCCUGACAUGACACUGGACGUACAAGCAUCGUGUAUUUUAUAAAAAAAAGGAUGUAAAAGCUCGACGCCAAAAAAUCUCUUUUCAUUAUCAUACAAGCGAUGAUUCUCACGGAGGAAACCAAGCUAUC